Symbiodinium sp. CCMP2456 is the source of this 2787-nucleotide messenger RNA. The record is from the annotation of a GenBank genome assembly. Lineage: Eukaryota; Dinophyceae; Suessiales; Symbiodiniaceae.
AUGAAUGUUCUCACGGUGACGAUGUUCAGUGGUGCGACCAUCGCGGCGCUUUCCGAGGAGGAGUUCAAUCAAAUAACGGAGACCUUGGGCAAUUCAAUCAAGUCAUUGAAGCAGCACUUGUCAGGCAUCAUCUGCCAACCUAGAUUUCGCCAGAAACUGCUUUGUGAGGGAGGAGCUGUUUUACAAGAUGAUGCUAUGGUGGAGCUGCCCGCGAGUUUGGUCCUCGUCGUUUUAACAUUUUGCCCAGCCGACGAGGGGGAACGUCAUCAACUGCUGGAUGCUGUGACUGGAGAUCAGAAUCUUGCGUUGGAACAGUUCUUGCAACGGCCAUUGGAUCCGGAUUUAACGCUGCAGCACGGCGAGACGGCUUUGUGGCAUGCUGCAGCUAGCAACAGCCUCCGCUGCGCGAGUCUACUGAUCGAAGCCGAUGCCGACAGCAACAGCACCAAUCCUGGGGAUGGCCGCUCGCCGCUCCAUGUGGCAGCUCAGAUGAACCACGUCGACAUGUUGCACUUCCUCAUCGAAGCGCGUGCAGCGAUCGAUGCCGGGAACGAGAUGUCUGCUACACCGCUGCUUGUAGCUGUCAAUUUCGGCCGGACAGAGGCAGUCCAGGAGCUGUUGCAGCUGAGGGCUGACUUGGACAAGGCAGAUGGCAGGGAUGGCCGGACUCCUCUUUUGGAAGCGGCCAGCCGGGGCAAUCACGCAUUGGUUCGCCUUCUGCUUGAAGCCAAAGCUGAUCCCGACAAAGCUUUUACACAGGAUGGUUCUACGCCUGUUUGCGUGGCUGCAUACCAUGGAUUCGCAGAGGUAGUUCGACUGCUCAUGAAGGCCAGGGCAGAUGUCACGAUAGCCCGAACUUCCGAUGGAUCCACACCACUCUCUCUGGCUUCUUCCUUGAACCAUUUGCCCGUGGUGAAGAUGCUUCUUGCAUCUGCGGCCAGGGCAGGCAAAGAAUUGGCAGAGUUUGGUGCAACUGCCAUGGAAGACGCCACUCGCCUCGGAAAUCCGAAGGUCGUAAAGAUGUUGAUCCAGGCCAGGGCAGACCUGCAAGAUCCUGAGAGAGCUCCGCUGGCCGUAGCAGCAAGGCUGGAGCAAAUCGAGAUUCUUCGACUCUUGCUUGAAGCACGUGCUAACGUUGAAGCCGAGAACCCCAAAGGCGUGACGCCUUUGAUUGGGGCCGCUUACACCGGUAGAGAGGACGUAGUCCAAUGGCUCUUGGAGGCAAAGGCCGGGCUCAACGGAGCCAAUAGCACUGACGGCCGAACGCCACUUCUGGAGGCUGCAAGGAGGGGCCACAAAGCGCUGGUCCGUGUUCUCUUGGAAUCCAGAGCUGAUCCCAACAAAGCCUUUCAGGAAGACGGCUCCACACCGGUUUGCGUCGCAGCAUAUCAUGGCUUUGUGGAGGUGGUUAGAAUCCUCACCUUUGCAAAGGCAGAUGUCGCUGCUGUGCGCUCCUGUGACGGCUACACUCCGAUCUCUUUGGCUGCAUCGUUGAACCAUGUUCCAGUUGUGAAAGUGCUGCUUGCCGCGGCAGCUAGGGCAGGAUACAAAGUGUCAGAGUUGGGUGCCAGAGCGAUGGAUGUUGCUGCGAGCCAGGGCAACGUGAAGAUUCUAAAAAUGCUGCUCCAGGCAUGGGCUGAUCCAAACAAGCCCGUCGAUUGUGCCAUUUGCCCUGUCGACGAGCCUCCUCUCUUUGUGGCUGCUAGCUGUGGUCAUUUGCCGGUAGUUCGUCUUCUGGUUGAAAAUAGGGCCGACGUCUGCAAGCCGCGGAGUUCGGACGGGGCCACACCACUCAUCGUCUCCACUCUGAAGGGUCAUGUGGCUGUUGCACGCUUCUUGCUCCGAAAUGGGGCUGACAAGGAUGAGCGACGCUCUGAUGGUGUCUCUGUCUUGCACUGUGCAGUCCUUGCGGGCAACCUUGAGUUGCUGCACCUCCUGCUAGAGGCCCGUGCGAACACAAGUGCUCGACGUGCAGAUGGAUACACUCCCCUUUUUCUGGCUGCAGGGAGCAGUCGGGUAAGCGUUCUGCGCAGCCUCCUGGCGGCAAGAGCUCACACUGAUUCCCGUCGGGUUGGAGAUGGUGCAACCCCUCUGUUCGUGGCCGCUAGCUACGGUCAUGUUGAAGUAGUACGUUUGCUGCUCGAAGCAGCCGCAGACGCAUGCGUCAAGCGCUCGCCGGAUGACACCACCGUUUUAACUGCUGCCGUUUGUUCUGAUGUGUGUGACGUCACCCGCUUGGUGAUUCUGCAUCGUGCAGAGGUCAACAAAGAAGCUUCGCAGCCAGCAGCGACUCCACUGUACAUUGCAGCUGAGCUCGACCUUCGCAACCAAGUGAGCCUGUUACUUGAGAACCAUGCUGACAUUGAUGCCGCUCGUCGGUCGGACGGAGCAACGCCAAGCUUUGUGGCUUCAUAUCAUGGGUUUGCUCGAGUUUUACAGCUUUGCAUCGAGGCUGGUGCCGACUUGAACAAGGCCCGAACGAGAGAUGGUGCUGUGCCCCUUACCGUUGCUUGCGAAGGUGGCCACAUAGAUGCGGCCCGGCAAUUGCUACAGGCAGGAGCAAGGGUGAAUGCUGCUCGUUUGGACGGCGCAACGCCUUUGCUCUUCGCGUCCCAGAACGGUCACAAACAAGUUGUACGAUUACUACUCGCUGCGAAUGCCGAUGCCAAGAAGGCUCGAACAACUGAUGGAGCUACAGCAAUUGCUCGUGCUCAUAAGAAGGGGCAUGUUGAAAUUGUGAAAGUGUUGGAGGUGUUCCAACUCUUCAAGGAUGCGGCCGGCUGUUGA